AUGAAGAACACAUCAUUCAAUGCCUGUUUUUUUGUUGGGCUUGCAGUCUCUGUAAUAGUGCAAACAGUCGGAAGAAAUAUGGAUUGUCCAAAGUUCUGCAUUUGUGAAAUCAGACCGUGGUUCACACCAAGAUCCAUUUAUAUGGAAGCUCCUACAACAGACUGCAAUGAUUUAAACUUCGUUUCACUUCCACAAAGAAUACCAGCUGAGACACAGGUUUUGCUACUACAGAGUAACAACAUUUCAAAAAUCGAGAACAGAAUAGACUAUUUGGUCAAUCUUACAGAGAUAGACUUAUCUCAAAACAAUUUUUUAGCAAUCUGUGACAUCAACCUAGGAAAAAUGCUUCAACUAAUGUCACUGCACAUGGAGGAAAACAAGCUCACUGAGUUGCCUGACAGCUGUUUGCUUGGACUUAGCAACCUGCAGGAACUCUAUGUUAAUCAUAACCAGAUUUCCAGCAUUGCAAUGGGAGCAUUUAUAGGUCUUGAUAACCUUCUCAGAUUGCAUCUUAAUUCUAACCAAUUGACGAUGAUUAAAAGUGACUGGUUUGAGGCUAUCCCAAGCUUGGAGAUUCUAACAAUAGGAGAAAAUCCCAUCACUAAAAUUCAAGAUAUGAGCUUCAAACCUCUCAUCAAUCUACGUAGUUUGGUCUUAGCCGGCAUUAAGCUCUCAGAAUUGGGGGACAAUACCUUAGUUGGCCUAAACAAUUUAGAAAGCAUCUCUUUUUAUGACAACAGACUUAUCACUGUGCCCCAUGCAGCUCUUCAGAAAGUCCCCAAUCUCAAAUUCUUGGAUUUGAAUAAAAAUCCUAUUCAGAGAAUACGACAAGGGGAUUUCAAAAAUAUGUUGCACUUGAAAGAGCUGGGCAUUAAUAAUAUGGCAGAACUGGUUUCUAUUGAUUGUCUUGCUCUUGAUAAUUUGCCUGAACUAACAAAAAUUGAAGCUACAAACAACCCAAAGCUAUCAUAUAUCCAUCCAAAUGCAUUCUACAGAGCUCCCCAACUUGAAACAUUAAUGCUUAACAGCAACGCACUAAGUGCUCUCUACAGGGGCACAGUGGAAUCUUUACCUAAACUGCAGGAAGUCAGCAUUCAUAGUAAUCCAAUCAGAUGUGACUGUGUCAUUCGCUGGAUUAACAUGAAUAAAACGCAUAUUCGAUUUAUGGAACUACAAUCUUUAUUUUGUUUCGACCCACCCGAAUUUAAAGGUCAGCAUGUCCGAGAGAUUCCUUUUCGAGAAAUGACAGAUAUGUGCCUUCCAUUAAUAGCUUCUGAAAGUUUCCCUUCUGAUCUAAAUUUAAACAGUGGGAGCUCAGCAUCUCUUCACUGUCGAGCUACAGGACAGCCAGAGCCUGAAAUCUACUGGAUCACACCAUCUGGCAAUAAACUUCUACCUAACACUGCAACUGAUAAAUAUAGCAUAUACCUUGAAGGAACAUUGGAUUUAUUUAAUAUAAGCAACAAGGAAGCAGGCUUGUACACUUGCGUAGCCCACAAUCUGGUUGGAGCAGAUUUGAAAACAGUUGUUAUAACAGUGAAUGGAUCAUUUGCACAAUCCAUGAAUGAAUCACUGAAUAUCAGAAUAAAAGAAGUGACAUCACAUUCUAUCCUAGUGUCCUGGAAGGCUGUUUCAAACAGUGUGUCAUCAAAUAUUAAAUGGUCUGCCAAAACAAAUUCUGACAACUCCCAACUUACUUAUACAGUCAGAGUUCCAACAGAUAUGCAUAUAUAUAACAUAACACAUCUGAACCCAUCAACUGAGUAUGAGGUAUGUGUUCAUGUAGCGAGCAUUCAUCAACAAACUGAAAAGAAAUGUGUCAAUGUCACAACAAAUGGUUUAGACCUAGCUGUAAAGUCAAGUGGACAAACUACAAUCUCAGCACUUGUGGCUGUCUUUGGUGCAGUCUUUGGUGUCAUUAGCAUGACAAGUCUCUACUCUUAUGUGACUUGGAAGAUGAAGUGUAAUUCCAACCACAGCUGUUUGGAAAAGUACAUGCUGAAUAAAGCAACAUUUCCAUCAAACAACUUUUACCCUCCUAUCAUCAAUCUUUGGAACACAGCAAAACUGAAGAAUGGGCCACUGGAAGUUAAAGCCACUGUAAUAGAUGUAUCAGCAAGCUGUUCAUAA
Carcharodon carcharias (great white shark) is the source of this 2130-nucleotide messenger RNA. It is a transcript of the gene lrrn3a, whose product is annotated as leucine rich repeat neuronal 3a. Lineage: Eukaryota; Metazoa; Chordata; Chondrichthyes; Lamniformes; Lamnidae. The record is from RefSeq and is a predicted model, not a curated record. The transcript has a single exon. The coding region runs from base 1 to 2130 and encodes 709 amino acids. Gene Ontology annotation, molecular function: protein binding.